Westerdykella ornata is the source of this 1163-nucleotide messenger RNA. RefSeq names its product S-adenosyl-L-methionine-dependent methyltransferase. The record is from RefSeq and is a predicted model, not a curated record. The transcript has a single exon. NCBI's taxonomy places the organism in Eukaryota, Fungi, Ascomycota, Dothideomycetes, Pleosporales, Sporormiaceae. Bases 53 to 913 code for a protein of 286 amino acids.
AAAAAAAAAAAAAAAAAAAAAAGACACCCCCACCACCAUAACAACAACCAUGAUGGCCUUCAACCGAGGACCCAUCCCCAAGCAGGCCGCCGCGUUCCUCGCCGGCAAAGCCAAAGUCACAACCUACGUAUCCACAGGCGAAAAAGUAACAUCCCAAUUCGCAGCCCACAACCUCAGCCUCGUCCCCGCCAUCAAACCCGGCUCCAUCAUCCACGACAAUGCCUCCGGCUCGGGCACCGUCACGCGCCUCAUUCUAGCCUCCAACCCUCCUGCCGACAUCACCAUCCACGCCACCGACAUCGACCAGCCCUUCCUCGACGUCCUCUCUGCAGACGCCGCACAGCACAACUGGCCCGUCCACGUGACGUCGCAGAAAUGCGAAAAGACGGAUUUCGCCGAUGCCUUCUUCGACUACGACUUCAUGAACAUCGGCAUCAUCUUCGCGUCGGGCGCAGGGCUCGACGGCGCGCGCGAGGUGUACCGCACGCUCAAGCCGGGCGGUUUCGCCGUCGUGAACUGCUGGAAGCGCAUCGGCUGGAUGUUCCCCAUCAUGACGGUACACAAGAAGUUCCGCGGGGAUGCGCCGUUCCCGGCGCCGCCCAUCAACUGGACGGAUGGGCAGCAUCUGCGCAAGAUCAUGAUCGAGACGGGGUUCCCCGAGGAGAAGCUGAAGCUCGAGAGUCAGGACGUGGUGAUCGAGCUGGAUGAGGCGAGCGGCGAGUAUAGGGAGUGGGUGGAGAAGUCGUGGGCGUACCUGGCGGGAAUUGGGGGCUGGAAGCCCGAGGAUGAGGAGAAGUGGGAUGAGGAGGUGGAUAUGCUGGCGGCGGUGUUGAAGCAGGCGCCUACUACCAAGGUGGAGGGGGGGAAGGUGGUGCUGCCUGCGAGUCAGUGGGUGGCAAUUGCGGAGAAAUAGGUCUUUUUUGAUGAUUUGUAGCCCUGGGAGGGCGGUGAAAACGAAUAUUAGUACAAAAGUAAAGCACUUUUUCCGUUGCUGUAGCUAUCGGUUACAUGCGAUCAAGUAUGCAAGGUCUCCUCACAAAGUACGACCUGUACGAUAGAGGAAACGCUUGGUUGACUGUAGAUAUACUGCCUGGCAAGCAAUGGUCGAAUCUGCAACUGCCUGCUGUAAAUCUCAAUUGUAGGUCGAACUGUCAGGAUCCGAC